Molecule: messenger RNA, 1356 nt
Organism: Oppia nitens
Lineage: Eukaryota; Metazoa; Arthropoda; Arachnida; Sarcoptiformes; Oppiidae
Product: pantetheinase-like
Exons: 3
Coding region: 1-1356 (451 amino acids)
Source: RefSeq, a predicted model, not a curated record
AUGAAUAGAAAUUUGGAUAUCUUUGAAAUAGUGACCGCAAAAGCUGCAGAUGAGGGCGCUAAAAUAUUGGUAUUUCCUGAAGAUGCCAUUAUUAACACACGAUACCCGCGCUCUAAAAUUGCAGAAAUAUCUGAACAGAUUCCUGACCCGAAAAAGACUACUGUUGUCCCGUGCGAUAACCCGAUAGAGUUUAAGGACAGAGUUAAGACAUACCGAUUGAGUUGUUUCGCUAAAACAAAUCAAUUGUAUAUUGUGGCCGAUUAUGGUGAUCGCGUUAACUGUGAUAAAAGUAAAGAUAUUCAGUGUCCAAGUGAUGGCCAUUAUUUGUUUAAUACAGCGGUUGCAUUCGGACCGGACGGUGCAAUUGUAGCCAAGUAUCACAAAAUGCAAUUAUUUCAUGAACUAUAUUAUAACGUUCCGCCAAAAUCAGAGUUUUCCUAUUUCGACACUCCUUUCGGAAGAAUAGGACUUUUCAUUUGUUUUGAUAUAAUGUUUGAAAAUCCUGGCUCUCGUCUUAUUAAUGGAUAUGGUGUACAAACAAUGGCGUUUCCUCUUUGGUGGUUCGAUGAGUUACCAUUUAAGACAGCAAAUCAGUUACAACACGGCUGGGCCUUCACUAAUAAAGUCAAUUUAUUGGCCGCUGAUAUGCAAAAUCCUCUUUCUGGCUCAAUCGGUAGUGGUAUAUAUUCGGGACAAAACGGACCUCUAAUAGAGUCGGAUAUGUUUGGCCAAAGGGCCCAACUCUUGAUUGCAGACAUUCCUGUCGAUAGCAGAAACACUGAAGCAAAAUGUCUUAAUAAUAGAUAUAACAAAACCAUUGAAAUGAAGGAUUUGAUCGAUACAUCGCAAUACAAACCAUUCGUUACUUUAAAUUUGAAGAAUUCAGCACUUCUUAGACUAAAAGAUGAACACAAUUCAGUAGAAGUUUGUAAUAAUGGCUUUUGUUGUCAAUUAGAUUAUGAAGUGAUAAAUAGGAAAUCAUUGGAAACUGAAUAUUAUUGGCUUUUAGUGGCCAAUAGAAGUGGACACGGAUUACAACAAAUUCAAUAUCCUUUAAGUGAAGAGUUUUGUGGUGUCUUUAGAUGUAACGAUCAGAAUUGCAAUACAUAUUCAAUUAAAUCCGGACAAACAGUAUUUAAGAGUUUGAAAAUCAGUGCAAAAUUCACCACAAACUACACAUAUCCGAGUGUUACUACUGAAGGCUACAAACCAGUUGCCAUUGAUAAAUGGAUAUAUAAUAAUAAUGGUCACAUUGGAUCAGAUGUGACAUUAAGUCUCAAUAAUUUUGAUAACUCAAUAUUAUCACUGGGAUUAUAUGGUCGAUGCUAUGAUCGCGAUCCACCCUAUAAACAAUAA